Prunus armeniaca (apricot) is the source of this 240-nucleotide messenger RNA. The record is from the annotation of a GenBank genome assembly. Lineage: Eukaryota; Viridiplantae; Streptophyta; Magnoliopsida; Rosales; Rosaceae.
AUGAUGAACAAGUUGCCAUGGCAAUGGGUAUGCUCAAUCUAUCAAGCCAAGGCCACCACGGUGGUUCAUAAGUCAACUGUGGCCCGAACGUGGACAAACAUAGGCAUUCUCAGGAAGUGUGAUGCUGCUGGGGUUUUAGGGCUUCUUCUGGAGCAAAAGCUUACAGCUGCUUUACGAAUUCUGGUGUUUGGUGCAUCCACUACUCUAGAGAGCUUGGUCAGAUUCUGUGAUGCAAUCUGA